UACUUGAGCUAGCUAGAUCUGCUCGAUCUUCUUCUUCAACUUCUUCUCUGCUCCUCCUUUGUGCUGUUUUGCUUGCUUGACAGAAAUGACUUAUGCAGAUAAUGAUGGUUUGGCGAACGGUGGCUCCGGUGCAGGGCCUUUCGGCCGUGUUCUGCGGUGGAUGAAGGCGGCGCCGCUGAAGUUGUGGGAUAAAGUAGUGGAGGUCGCGACGAAGGCGAAGAAGCUUGGAAAGGAUGAUCCGAGAAGGAUUGUUCAUUCCGGCAAAGUAGGGUUGGCUCUCACCUUGGUUUCUCUGUUUUAUUACUUUCGACCGAUUCAUGAAGGCUUUGGUGUCAAUGCAAUGUGGGCGAUCCUGACCGUGGCCCUUAUCUUUGAGUACACAGUUGGAGGAACCCUAGAAAGGGGUUUAAAUAGGAUGGUGGCAACAAUAAUAGCUGGUCCUCUAGCUGUUGGAGCUCAUCACAUAACAACCCUUUGGGGAGGAGAAGUCGCGGAGCCCGUAUUGAUUGGAUUUUUCGUCUUUGUUGUAGCUGCAAUAAUGACCUUCCUGAGAUUCUUCCCUUUGUUAAAGGCAAGGCAUGACUACUUCCUGGUGAUAUUCAUAUUGACCUACAGCUUGGUUUCGGUAUCCGGCUACCGCGACUAUGAAAUACUAGAGAUGGCACAUAUAAGGAUAUCAACGGUUGCCGUAGGAGGCUGUACUUCUAUUAUGAUCUGUAUAUUCAUUUGUCCUGUGUGGAUUGGAGUUGAUCUUCACAAUUUGGUUGCGAGCAACAUAGACAAGCUUGGGAAUUCUAUGGAAGGAUUUGGAUCUGAAUAUUUUGACAGACAAGAGAAUGGGUUGCCAUUAAGUGAUAACAAAUCUUUGCUUAAGCAAUAUAUAAGUGUUCUUACAUCAAAAGGCCCUGAGGACUUUAUGGCUAACUUGGCAUGGUGGGAACCAGGUCACGGGAAGUUCAAGUUCCGCCACCCAUGGAAAAAGUAUUUGAAUGUUGGAGCUGCAAGUAGGCAAUGUGCCUAUAAAAUUGAGGCUCUUAAUACUUACCUGAACAAUGAAGUUCAGGCCCCUGCUGAAAUUCGAGACCAAAUUCAGGAACCAUGCAAAAAUAUUUGCAUUGAAACCGGGAAAGCUUUGAAGGAAUUAGCUACAGCACUUCAGAAAAUGACUCUAUCAUCAUCAGCUGACCACCACAUUACAGUCUCAAAAGCAGCAGCUGAGAGUCUCAUGUCGUUGCUGAGAGGAGGCAUAUGGAAAGAUGCGAAUGUGAUCGAAAUGGUACCAUCAGCUGCGGUGGCGUUGCUUCUUAUUGAAGUUGUAACCAGUGUUGAGAAGAUUGCUGAAGCACUUCAUGAACUAGCAUCCGCUGCAGAUUUUAAGACUGAUAAAGGACAAGUACUAGCGGAGCCAGUGGUUUCUGAAGAAUCAGAUCAAUCACAUUUUGCUAUUACGAUUCACAAUUCAACUGAGACGUUACCAGGAAAUGGUAGUUCAGAUGGCAUUAAGGUGCUCUCGUUAGUUAGCACUUAG
Molecule: messenger RNA, 1528 nt
Organism: Argentina anserina (silverweed cinquefoil)
Lineage: Eukaryota; Viridiplantae; Streptophyta; Magnoliopsida; Rosales; Rosaceae
Product: aluminum-activated malate transporter 2-like
Exons: 6
Coding region: 86-1528 (480 amino acids)
Biological process (GO): malate transport
Cellular component (GO): plant-type vacuole membrane
Source: RefSeq, a predicted model, not a curated record